AUGGCGACGGUUAGGCGAAUCAUACCUCACACUGAACGGGGAAAGGCGACCCGACAUAAUUACGUGAAUAUGUACGCGGAGGCGGGGACGCUGGAGACAGGGAGCGACGACGAGUUCAUGCCAACCGUGCUCUACGGUGGGCUGCAGUCACCAGGAAACGCGGUAACGCCAGGGGGGUCGACCCUACCGAACGAUGGGGCCGAUGCGGAGGAGGAUGACGAGCCAAUCCCUGCUCAUAUAUUGAACAACGACUGGAGCUGGCUGGAGUUCGGCGACGACGGCAGCGAAGACGGGGCUUCGGCGGAUGUGGAAGAGGUGCCGCAGAAGGGCGCGCGGGUGGAUAGCGGGUCGAACAACGAUGCAAGCCGUGUUGCGACACUGGAGGCGGAGCUGCGGGCAUUGAUGGGGAAAGUAGCCCAGCUCAGCGGGCAAGUCGUUAAGAGGCAAGAGGAGCCGGAGGGUCAAACGGGGCAAAAUGUGGAAAAACCCGCUGUGGCCAUUGUCGAGAGUCAGCCGCCCGUUCCGGUCGUCACCAAGCCAGCCGCAACACCCUCCCGGAAACCCCAGGUGGCCGCUACCGUCAGGGCAGACCAUGAAAGCCCUGACAACCCCGCGUCCAAGGGCACUUCAGGUGUGCGGAAGGAUAGGCAGCGGCUUUCCGACAUGAAGGAUGCACCCCACUUACCGCCGAAUCCGCUGAUGUAUGAUCCGCUCCUUGAAUCCCCAAUCACGCAACCGGAAAGCCGUGAGGACGAUGGUGACCGUCCCAGCACACUGGAUGCGCGGCCCCUGAAGCGUAUGCUAUUCUCAAACCCCCUGGAGUCUCUUCUCCGUACCGAGCUCCCACCCAGGCAGGAUGACUUGGGGAGCGGUGGGAGCCAUGGAAUGGGGAGGACCGAUGAACCUAUCCUCGACAGGCAGGGCAAUACCCAUGGCAGAAACAUGUCCUCUCAGCAUUACGAGGAGGGGCCUUGGCGUUUUGGCGGGAAGCGGGGCAGGGGCGACGAAAGCGUUAUCAUUGUGGUUGACUACGACCCGGAAGAGCGGGUCCCCGGUCUACCGCGCUCAAUGCCUAAACCCAAGCCAUUCAGGGCAUACGCCAAGCAUGCAAUGGAGUUACAGCUUCGUCACACCACGGCAUGGGCGGUCACCUACUUCCCAAAGAACAGCGUUAGGAACGAGGCCCUUCUACUUGCUCUGCGGAGGCACUAUGACGUGGUGGCAAUCGACAUAAAGGUGGCGAUGGAUGACACUGCAUACAGUGGGGUGGUGGGGAACGUGUGGACGAAGUUCAGGAAUGAAUCGUCGACGGACGCGCGUCAUUACAUCUACCGAGUGCUGCGGAUCGAUGCACGGUCGUCUGGGAAGUACAAGAUGGCUCUAACUCCCAAAGCGAAGAAGUACAUUUGGGGGAAGAUUGGGCAGAGUAAGACGCAUGAUGUGGACUUUGGCCUCCAGAACAUGCGGGACAACACAGUGCACCUGAGUGGCAGCCCAUUGGAGAUGGAGAGGUGCAUGGAAACGGCCACUGAGCUGGUGUGGGAGGUGGUGCAGAUGUGGUUGCGGCUGGCUAGGGGGCAGUGGUACGACCCCCGGGUUAGGGCGUACCGUUGGGGGGAUAAGGGGCUGUACAUUAACGAAAGUGGGCUUGAAGAGUUUAGGCCGGAGUGCUUUGCUGGAACCCGUGCUGCCGAUAGCGGGGAUGCAAGCCCGUGGAUUAUUCGCCGCUAG
Messenger RNA from Closterium sp. NIES-65, 1731 nucleotides. Lineage: Eukaryota; Viridiplantae; Streptophyta; Zygnematophyceae; Desmidiales; Closteriaceae. The record is from the annotation of a GenBank genome assembly.